AGUGAGGUCAGAUGAGAAUUGUCAGAGUGGACAAGACAGGCAUGCGGGUAACUCGCGCGAGCCUGCCCUUAGUGGCCCUUGUUUUUCUUUUUACUCAAACACAUGCGCAGAAGUACAUACUUUGCAAAUCACAUGGAUCAGAAGAUUGUCAAUUAUACACAUCGGAUCCAGAUGACAACAUGGCAACAUCACCAUCUCACGUGUGUGGUGAAAUCAGUUCUUUUGGAAUCACGAGAUUGAGUGACCAAUUUCACACGAUUCAACCCCUCGGACUGGAUACAGAAUUAAUGAAAAACAUAUUCUGUAAAAGCGUUGUUCACGUCAACACUGCUAAUUAUCAUGAACCAUUUGUUUAUUUUCGUGCUCGGUAUCCAAGAGAUCGAAGACAGGCAACCUUUACUCCUAGAGGAAAAUAUCGAGGCCAAACUCAGUCACAAUACUUGGCUAUAGAUAGAGGAAAUGGAAAAGAUGAAGGCAAGGCGGAAGCCCAUUCUGCCGCAGAUUCUUCAAGAGCAAGUGUCAGUGGUAACAGCGGCAUGGGCCAGGCACAAAGCCAGUCCAUUUAUGAUCCGAAUUGCGAGGAUUGCUACGGCGCACCAAGACAGGAAGUCGAGAGCUUAAAACAUCAACUUGGAAGAACAACAGAUUACGGGCCAAGCUGGUCUAGCGCUGGACCUGAGUAUUCAUCGCGUUUUCCUGGAGGAACGAGGCAUCCAGACCAAUCACCUGAUACUUCCUCAUAUAACCCAGAACGGACAGGUUUAAAUAGUCCAAAUGGAUAUAUAGGUAGAAGUUACAGACCCGAUGGUAAAAUUAUACCAGAUGGCUCUGGCGGGGAUAGUAAUGGCUACGGUCCAUCUUAUAAUUAUGGUCCUAGAGGGUCUGGAUCGAGUUAUCCCGGCAGCAAUGGUUAUGGACCAGGAAAAGAUAUCCAAUCAGGGGUAGUCAGUAAAGAUAAACCUUAUAGAAAUGACGGAAAUCCAACAAACAGAUUUGGAGAACAAGUAGACAGGACUAUCCCAAUUGGCAAUUUUCCUAAAAGUGACACAAACCCAUUACAUCCAGGUAAUAAUUAUGGUUUGCAACAGAAUGGCUACCCGGUUCAGGAAGGUAGUCACAAUGGUAUGCCAAUACAUGAUUUAAAUGACCAAACCAAAUAUUCAACUCCAGAUGGCAGAGGCGAUCAAACUUUACGGGGAAAUUACAUACCAAACGUAUCAAGUCAAACUGGACAAAAUAAUAAUAUGUUGCAACAUCAACCAAAUAAAAAUUAUAAUCAACCUACUUCCAUUAAUCCUAAUGAUGGUUCGUAUUACAAUCCGAGACCAAAUGGACCUUAUUCUCCAGGACAAAGUGGAGAAAGUUAUGUACCGAAUGGGGCGUCUUUACCUCCUGGUCAACUAAACGCCUUUGAUCCAAAAACAAGCCAUAAUAAUGCACAACCAGGAGCAAACGGACAAACACGUGUUCCUCAGCAGACUCCAACAGGUAUUGCUAAUUAUGAUCGUAACAUAUAUCCCCCUGGUUUUUAUGUAUCAGGAGACAACCAGAGGAAUUGGCCACCUUCAAGCCCAUUCCAAACGCCUGACGGAAAAACUUAUGUUUGUUGUGAAGUACAAAGUCCUUAUGGUCAAAAUAGUGGAGGGAGGCCCAACAAUCUAUUGACUCCAGGUAUAACUCAGCCUGGGGGAAAUUAUGGAUCUGAAGGACCAGGAGAACGCUAUAAUUUACAAAAUGGACCGAGGCAAUAUAGCCCAGAACGUGAAAGUGGUUUUAUACCGGGUGGACAGUACCAAUAUCCAAGUAGUAAAUAUACUCCUCCUGGAAAGCAAUUUGUUCCUGGAAACGAUGAAUACGGUGCAGGUGGACAGUAUAAUCCAAGCGGUCAAUAUUCACCUGGGAGCAUACCAAAAUCAAGCGUCGUGGGUCCAGGCAGUCAAGACACCUCUAGAAGUACGCCUGGUACAGGAUCCGGUGGACAAUACAUUCCUGGGAGAAAUGGAGAACCAGGAACUGGAAAUCUUGGGAGUCAAUUCACUCCUGGAGGUAGUCCGGCUACAGGAUCAGGGAAUAAAUAUAUUCCUGGGAGAGAUACAGGUUCUGGAACUAGAAGCCCUGGAGGUCAAUACUCUCCUGGUACUGGUCAAACUGUACCUGGACAAGAUCUAGGGUUAGGACCUGAAGGGCAAUACUCUCCAGGAAGUAGUCCAGUUACCGGAUCAAGUGGACAAUACGUUCCUGGAAGAGAUAUGGGAUCCGGAACUGGAGGCCCUGGAGGUCCAUAUUCUCCUGGUACCGGUCCUUCUACAGGAUUAGGUGGACAAUACAUUCCUGGAAGAGAUUUGGUAUCCGGAACUGGAGUCCCUGGAGGUUUAUAUUCUCCUGGAACUGGUCCUUCUACGGGAGCAGGUGGACGAUACCUUCCUGAAAAAGACAUGGGUACCGGGAAUAGAGCCCCUGGAGAUCAAUACUCCCCUGGUAGUGGGUCCACUACAGGAUCAGGAGGACAAUUAAUUCCUGGAAGUGAUAUGGGUCCACGGACUGGAGGCCCUGGAGGUCAAUAUUCUCCUGGUUCUAGACCUUCUACAGGGUCUGGUGGACAAUUCAUUCCUGGACGAGAUAUAGGUUCUGGAACUGGAGGCCCUGGAGGUAAAAAUUAUCCCGGUACUGGUCCUUCCAUAGGAUCAGGUGGACAAUACAUUCCUGGAAGAGAUAUGGUUUCAGGGACUGGAGGCCCUGGAGGUAAAUAUUCUCCUGGUACAGGUCCUUCCACAGGAUUAGGUGGACAAUACAUUCCUGGAAGAGAUAUAGGUUCUGGAACUGGAGGAUCUGGAGGUCAAUUUUCUCCUGGUACUGGUCCUUCCACAGGAUUAGGUGGACAAUACAUUCCUGGAAGAGAUAUAGGUUCUGGAACUGGAGGACCUGGAGGUCAAUAUUCUCCCGGUGCUGGUCCUUCUAUAGGAUCAGGUGGACAAUACAUUCCUGGAAGAGAUAUGGGUUCAGGGACCGGAGGCCCUGGAGGUAAAUAUUCUCCUGGUACUGGUCCUUCCACAGGAUUAGGUGGACAAUACAUUCCUGGAAGAGAUAUAGGUUCUGGAACUGGAGGACCUGGUGGUCAAUAUUCUCCUGGUACUGGUCCUUCUAUGGAGUCAGGUGGACAAUAUAUUCCUGGAAGAGAUAUAGGUUCUGGAACUGGAGGCCCUGGCGUUCAAUAUUCUCCUGGUACAAGUCCUUCUACAGGGUCUGGUGGACAAUACAUUCCUGGAACAGAUUUGGGUUCCAGGAUUGGAGGCCCUGGAAGUCAAUAUUCUCCUGGUGUUAGUCCAUUUAUAGGGUCAGGUGAACGUUAUAUUCCGAGAGGAUCCGGGUCAGAAACUAGUAGCUCAGGGGGGCCGUUCAAUCCUGGAGGUGGAGCUAGUCAAUACGAUCUUGCAAAUGGAGUACCUUCUGGUCGUGAAGGGCAAGGUACUAAUUAUAGACCUGAUUCGGAAACUGGUGGUGGAAAUGGUCAGUAUACACCUAGUGUGACUGGGGACGGUGUUAGCUUACCUGGUGGACAAUCUCUUCCUGAAAAUAGAUACGGUUAUAAAAAUAGUCCAGAUAAAGUAGGAGAAGGACCGAAUGGCGCAUAUGGAAAUCCUGGAUCAAUUGGAAGCGGCACUACUGGGCGGUAUCCAAAUGGCCAGACUGGCACGCAAUAUGAGAUUGGACGAACUAAUCCUUCAUAUAAUAGUGUGCCACAAAAUUAUGUUGAUCCCCAAUCUGUUGCUGAUGACGACGAUUCAGAAGCCGAAGCAGUCGUAUCUCAAGCAAUUAAUGGAACAACGGCCAGUGCAACUUCAAAGGGAGGAAAUGAUAAAGCGCGUGCUCAAACACAUGUACAAGGAACGUAUUCAGGAAGUGGCUCAUUCCAAGCACAAGCACAAAUAGCAGGUAAAAACAAAGAGGCUGAAAGCGAGGUAAGUGGAGGCAAAAAAGGAGCGUCGAGUUCCGCAACUGGAAGUGGCCGUAAUAAUAAAUCUCAAGCAAGUGUUCAAUUAGGCUCUGAGACAGGAGCAGUACAAACUAAUUCCCAGAGUAGUGGAGCAAUGCAUUCUUCUAACUCACAAGUACAAGGCAGCGUUAAGGGAGGUACAGCUGAUGCUCAAGCGCGUGGUCCUGGCAGCACAUCAUCGCAAGCACAAAUUGGAUUUACGCCUUUCAAAGAUAGUGAAAAGUCAAAGCACGAUCUUCAGAAAAUUCCGUUUGUCGGUGGGGGAAUGGCAUCAGCACAGUCAAGUGGGCGAACUGGUCAGUCACAAUCUCAAUUACAUGGUACUUUUAAAUAUGGUAUAACAUAUAAUGGUGCCGCUCAGGCUGGGGCCAGUAUUGAUAAGGAUGCCAUAUUUCCAAACAGAUUAUCAUUUGAAAAAAUAGAUGUCUUUAAUGAGAAAGACAAAAAUAUAAACGUUGAUUUCACUGAACCUCCCCCCGAACUAGAAACUGAGAAAACACCCGAGACAACACCAGCACUUCCAGAACUAGUAGUGGAAGAACAGAAAGAGGACGUAGUUACAACAACUGAAAAGAAUUUUGAUGAAACUUUAACAGAUUCAGAAAGUAAAUAUGAUGCUCAUCCCCACGCUGACCAUCAUUCGUUUGAGACCACGCCAUCGGAACCUGCUAUAACAGAUAACACGAGAUCAUUCCACAAUUAUUAUGGCACUGAAUAUGAUACGUACACGACAGAUAAAGACGACAAUGAUGAUUAUGAUUCCGAAAAUUCAGACGAACCGGAAGUUGAUCAAGGUGCCGAGUUUCCUAGUUAUGACGAAUACAGAGGAGAUGCCACCCAUCAAUCACUACAAGUUCCAAGAAAGGGAGUAGAUGUGCAUCAAAGCACGGGUGGUAAUACGCAACAUAUUGUUUUGGGGUCACUGAAAAAGCACGACGCCGAAAUAACGCAGAAAAGUUCGGAAAGGCCAGACGAAAAAAGAAUAUAUCAGCCUGGCGAGCGUGUGCCGGGCACAGGAGGAUAUACUAUACCCAUCGGCUUUACAGGAAGUGUAAAAUCAGUUGCUUCAAAAGAUAAUACAUAUGUGAUCGGGUCUAAGGAUUCUCCAUCUCAAGCACAGACCGUCGCUCUUACUCCUGGCACGGGAAAAGUAAGGUAUACCUAUCCUUCGAGUUACGGUAAAUACGUCCAUCCGACAAACUUACGUUCACUCAACAAUAAACGCGAUGACGACCGAUACGUUUCCAUGUCUAAAUCGGUAACCCGAGAUUUGGACAAUGAUAAUAAUAUAAGAAAACAAUACUCACACACUUACUACACAAAGUCUUCCUCCUGUGGCUACUUCACUUUCACGUGUACGAUGGUAAGUAGCGCCGAAGGAAAAAAGAAAGUAUGUAAACCGAAAAUACCAACCAAUCCUGAUGGUACGCCAAUAAGGUGCUGAUGUGCAAAAUACUGAUACAGUAGUUUUAUACACUCAAUGCUACUUAAUAUUGUAUUUUUAAUUAGAGACUUUGGGGAGGUCAUUAGUACUUUAAUUAUUUGUGAAUAAAUUACUGUAAAAUAUACUUAGCCUAUUGAGAAAUGUAAAUAGUGUAAUUAAGUGAAGAUUAAACAUAUUAUACUAUAUAAAAUUGAUCUUUAUUAAGGCAUUUCUAAAAUACAGGCGCAUAAUGAUUUAUUUCGAUUUAGUAUUUGACAUAAUUUGGAGCUGCAGUGAUCAUUCAACUUAAUAUGUCCGUGUUGACGGAACCGAACGAAUAAACCGCCACUUCUCCGAACAUCGUUUAACGCCCGAAACCAAUAAUUAAUCCACAGUCUCAGAUUGGAAACAAUCACCGUGGCAAUCGAUCGAUCAUAUCUGCAUUCCAAUAACCAAACCCUCCGAAGACAAUCCAGUUUCGACGACGGAUAGAAUGGAAUCUCUUCGCUCUUUACACUCAUAUUUGAUAAUUAAU
Molecule: messenger RNA, 5952 nt
Organism: Pieris rapae (cabbage white)
Lineage: Eukaryota; Metazoa; Arthropoda; Insecta; Lepidoptera; Pieridae
Product: hornerin-like
Exons: 6
Coding region: 12-5438 (1808 amino acids)
Source: RefSeq, a predicted model, not a curated record